AGGAAAAUCGGGAGGAAGGCAGUGUAUGCCGGAUAACUCCGCGAUCGCGCUACAAUCAUGUGAUCGGAAGUAGUAUAUGGCCCGAGCAGGAUUUCUUCCGCCUUUAUCGAUUGGUUUUUGUUACCAGGGAAGACUGAGACCUUUGGGGAAGCAUUGAUUGAUCAGAUGCGUCAUUAACAAGGUCACGGAUGACACACUGGGACACAAGGGCCAGCCAUUCCACCAUUCUCUCUGAGAAUGAGCAAGCUGUGGGGCUUCCACAACAGUGACCUGGAACAGAGCCUUCCUGCCAUUGCUUCCUCACUUUCGCACAGUCAGGGCUUGUCCACCCUCUGUUACUUACGGGAGAGGAGGAGAGUCAUUUCGGAUGUGCGGCGGACGUUCUGCCUCUUUGUGACCUUCGACCUUCUCUUCAUCUCACUCCUCUGGAUAAUUGAACUGAACAUUGGGAAAGGUAUCCAGGACAAUUUAAAGGAAGAAAUUAUCAGCUACAGUUUUCAAACAUCCUUUUUUGACAUAUUCUUAUUAGCCUUUUUCCGGUUCUCAGUGCUGCUCCUUGGAUAUGCUGUUCUUAGGCUCCGCCACUGGUGGGUUAUAGCGAUCACUACACUGGUGUCCAGUGGCUUCUUAAUAGUGAAAGUUAUCUUCUCUGAUCUGCUAAACAAAGGAGCCUUUGGCUACCUUCUACCCAUCGUUUCCUUUGUCCUGGCCUGGCUUGAAACAUGGUUUCUGGAUUUUAAGGUCUUACCCCAAGAGACUGAGGAGGAAAAAUGGUACUUGGCAGCCCAGGCUGCUGUGGCAUGUGGACCCUCCCUUUAUUCAGGGGCAGUCUCAGAUGGCCAGUUUUACUCCCCUCCAGAAUCUGUUGCAGGAUCAGAUGACUCUGAUGAAGAGCUUAUGGGAAAGAGGACGUUAACUGAUGAGGAGAGAGAAUAUGUUCGGCAAGGCAAAGUAGCAAUGGAGAUGUUAGAUCAGAUCCUAGCGCAAGAAGAGAACUGGACCUUUGAGAGAUGCAACGAGUUUGGCGACACAAUUUGUUCCUUUGAAGUGCCGUACCAUGGCAGGAUUUUCAUUCUAAAGGCAGUUUUACAGUGUUCAGCUGAAAUAAUUUACCAAGAGAUGAUUCUCCAACCAGAAAAGAUGGUCCUGUGGAAUAAAACCUUGUUAGCAUGCCAGAUCUUGCAACGGGUUGACGAUAACACAUCUAUAUCCUAUGAUGUGGCAGCUGGUGCCGUGGGCGGCGUUGUAUCCCCAAGGGAUUUUGUGAAUGUGCGUCGGAUUGAGAGGAGGAGAGACCGGUACAUUUCAUCAGGGAUGGCAACAGUCCACAGCUCACGCCCUCCUACCUCCAAAUAUGUCAGAGCAGAGAACGGUCCAGGAGGUUUUGUUGCCCUGCGGUGCCCCACCAAUCCUCACCUCUGCACCUUGAUCUGGAUACUAAACACAGACCUCAAGGGUCGGCUUCCCCGAUACCUCAUCAACCAAAGCUUGGGUGCCACUAUGACAGAGUUUGUUUUCCACCUGCGCAAAAGAGUUAUGGAGGUCACAGCAAGGUCAUAAAUUCUCCAAAUUCUUUGCUCUGACAUUGUUUGCUUAGAGCCCAAUAAGGUCCAAAGAACUGGAGUCUCUGUUCUUCCUGUCAGAGGAGAUCAUAGCUCAUGGCUGACCUUCAGAGUAAUGAAGAAGGGCCUUUUGCCAUGUCUUCAGGAUGUCGAACAAUUAAAGGGCUGAAGAAGAUCAAAUGGUAAAAGGGAGAUGUGACAGCAGGUGAUUCAAAUCAGAACAAAUCGGAGAGAAGCACCAAGGUGGCAUCUUCAAGUGUCUUGCGGAUGAUCAAAGCUAAUACUGCUAUUACAACAUGAGCCUUUCCUGGCUUAGGAUGUGCCAAAUUUCUUCUUGAAGGCACUUCCAGAAUCUUACCUCUGUAGUCCUGUGUCUGUCUUUUGUUGCUGGUUCUCCACCACCGCCUCUUCUUGGAUGUGAUCGUAUUGAUUCAGACUUUGUCCUUAAAUUCAUCCAAAUGCCUUCCAUAGCCAAGUAUCACUUAACCCUGUAUAUGCAAUGAUUGGCUGAACUGCAGCAAGCUAAGCCAGGCCAUUUUUCAAGCUGGCAAUGCCCACCUUCCUGAAAGACUCUGCGCUUAGCAAAGCUGAAGUUGCAUCUUGGAGUGUAUGCAUGAGAUUUGGAUGUCAUAUCCUUGAAGACAUGACUGCUAGAGGAACUAAAAUCUGCUGCGGCCUGUUAAGAACUUCGAAUUCAGUGGCACACAUCUCUGCUGAACAUACUACUGACCCAGUUUGAUCAUGUUAUCGUUCUAGUUUCUCCUUUCAGUAACAGAGACUGAAAUGAUCUUGUCUGCCAGACUAAAUUGCCCCUUUUACAGUGACUGACAUUUUCUGGAAUUAAUUAUGAUUUUCCGUCCUACUAGAGUAGACCAGAAAUCUUUGUAAUUGAAGCCCAGAUCCAUAAUCUAUGUCAGUUUAAGCACUUUUCAUACACAGGUAGGGAAGCCAAGGUACUGGUGAUACAAGGAAGUAGUCAACACAUUUGGAGUGCACCAGGUUGCGGGAGGCUGGCCUAAGUGCAAUAUUCCUGACACAACUAAUCUGCUGGGUUCACACAUGGAAAAAGGAAGGAGAAUUCAUUGCAGAGGAGGGGAAAUGAAGACUGGGUUGAGAUUGGCAGGUUUGCACCAUGAGAAAGCUGUUGUGCUGCUAGGAUGGCAUAAAAGAAAAAAAAUCUACUGAGUUAUAGCUUUUGCCAUGACAAAUGAUGUGGCACAAAAGCAUGUGAUGGUGUUCCACCUGUCUCUUUGCUACUAGCCUGCACCUAGCCACCUUCACUAGACUGCACUUCGGAAGAAUAAUUAUCCACCAUCCAGAAUCAUUGGUCCAAAUAUCUGCCAUCUUUCAAAGUGUUGAACAAAUAGGCAUCAUGUGGGAGAUGACUCCGUAAACAAUUCACAUGUUUUUAAGACUUCAGAAUCUUGGACUAAUCAAAAACUCUGUUCAAAAAUAUUCCACAUCAGGUAUCUUGGUCAAGCAACCUGUUUGCCCGGCUUAUUUGACAUUGGGGUUACAGAAAUGUCUGCCGAACCUUUUCUUGCAGCCUUUAGGGCAAUUUGCUUCUCAGCACUUGAGAAUACUUGGCAUGCUGCUUUCCCACCCACUGCCCUGAAAGGCCCUGCUCCCUCCCUUCCAGCAAGUUCCUUCUCUUGCACUUGUAUGUCUUGCAUCUUAGAGCUUCUAGCAAGUGGAGUCCCUCCAUCUGGUUAGGGUGGGUGGGCCAUGCAAGAAGCUGCACAGUUUGCUUUCCAGACAUCAUGAUGGACUUCUAGGAAUGGGAAAGUGCUUUUUUUGUUUUUUUAAUAUUUUUCCCUUGGUUUUGUUUUGAGUCUUGUGAUUCAGAGCAUUUGACUCUCAGGAUGUUUUAUUAUAUUUCAUGCCAGCAAGAGAGAUUAGCAGGGGACCCCAUUCUAAGAAGCAGCCAUUAAUCUUGUUAAAAGCGCCUUGGAUUGUUUAUAAGCGUUUCAAACGGACCAUGAAGAGAGACUUGACUGUGAAUCUAAUGCACAGAACUAUUUUCUUUAACAUGUGUACGGGGGUGGAUGUCCACCCCUCAUUUAAAAAGCCACUUGAAUAACACAUUUGCCUUUUGCAUUAAAUCUUUUGACUCAAUCUAAUAAAAUGUAACAGAACUUC
This is a messenger RNA of Varanus komodoensis (Komodo dragon), 3701 nucleotides long. RefSeq names its product StAR related lipid transfer domain containing 3 (gene STARD3). Bases 238 to 1560 code for a protein of 440 amino acids. Lineage: Eukaryota; Metazoa; Chordata; Lepidosauria; Squamata; Varanidae. Gene Ontology annotation, molecular function: lipid binding. The transcript has 15 exons. The record is from RefSeq and is a predicted model, not a curated record.